Molecule: messenger RNA, 444 nt
Organism: Humulus lupulus (European hop)
Lineage: Eukaryota; Viridiplantae; Streptophyta; Magnoliopsida; Rosales; Cannabaceae
Exons: 1
Coding region: 1-444 (147 amino acids)
Source: RefSeq, a predicted model, not a curated record
AUGUGGUUAGCUGUUCUAAAAAGACUUAAGACUAAGGACAGAUUGCUAAGAUUUCAUGUAACAGAUAAUGCAGAAUGCAUUCUCUGUAGCAGGAGUACAGAAUCAGUAGACCAUUUAUUCUUUGAUUGCCCAUACUCAUUUGACUGUUUGGAAAAAGUUAAAGAUUGGCUGAAUUGGGGUGUGAGUUCAACAUCUUUACCAAGAAUAAUUAGGUGGAUUGGAAAGGCCAAGCUUAGCAAGUUUAAGAAGAGCUUGUAUUCGGCAGUCACUGCAGCUCUUGUAUACCAGAUUUGGCGCACCAGAAAUUGUAAAUUGUGGCUGUCAACUUUGGAAAGUACUGAUGCAAUAGUGCUCAAAACUAAGGAUGCAGUUAAACAUAGAGUCAUGUGUAUGUGGCCUAGGAAUGUAACUAAAAGAGAUAUAGAUUGGUUUAAUACAUUGUAA